Messenger RNA from Fusarium venenatum, 1257 nucleotides. Its product is annotated as Gti1/Pac2 family-domain-containing protein. Gene Ontology annotation, molecular function: DNA binding. The record is from RefSeq and is a predicted model, not a curated record. Lineage: Eukaryota; Fungi; Ascomycota; Sordariomycetes; Hypocreales; Nectriaceae.
AUGGAAACGUACCACGGCUAUGUGCGGACACCCGCCGAUGCUAUUCGACUCUUUGAAGCCUGUAGAUUAGGCAUCUUGCCCCGUGUGCAACGACGACUUUCGGAGAAGGAGAGACAAUCAAUUCGAUCUGGUUCUGUUUUUGUCUGGGAUGAGCGGGAAGCCGGUAUGAGAAGAUGGACUGACGGCAAGUCAUGGAGCGCCAGUCGAGUUUCGGGAAGCUUUCUCACAUACCGCGAAAUGGAGGGCAAGCGAGGUGGAGGCUUUAACACAAACCGAAGAGGUGCUGGUAAAACCCCAGACUCUGGACGUGGUAGCGAUGAGGAUCUGGAUGACGCAGAGCCUGAGGGAUACCGAUACAAGGCCGAUGGUCUCAUGAAGCAGUCUUUCAGCAUCACCACCUCUGGCGGCCAACACCUGCACCUCAUCUCAUAUUACUCUCGCCCACAGCCUGGUCAGCCUGAGCUUCAGCAACCAACAAACGACCCUGCGCUACGAGGUAUCACUCCUGUCAAGGGCAUGUAUCCCGAGUCUAGCAUGGGCGAGGCCAACACCACUCCCGCUCUCACUCGUGCCCCCAUGCAACAGCCUUAUAUGGCCCAGCCUGACCAACAACCUUACGGUGCCUAUCCUCAGCAUGGAUAUGGCUGGCCUCCUUCCCCCGCUGCUACUCCUCCCUACAGCCACUACGCCGCUCCUUACCCUCCCAAUGUCCCUCAACAAUACCUACCUCACGCUGGCCAUCCAGGCCUACCUCUUCCUCACUACCCCCAGGCACCUGUUUACGAGCACCGUGGUGCUCCUCUUCCUCUUCCCCUAACGGCCAAGUCUCCUCACCACCCGCACAUGGCUCUUCCCAGAGCACACGAGUCCCCUCGCGAGCAACAUCUCCAGGCAGCUGCACAAAGCGCCAUGGUUGAUGCUCGACCCAGUGGUGCUUCACACACUCACCAAGUAGCUCUACCAAGUCUCGGGGCGGUGACCAACGGUCCCCCUGGCUCGUCCUUGGCAGCAAUCAGCACACCUCCCAGCAGAACCAUGAGUGUUAGCCCCACUCGAAACUCUCGUUCUGAGGUGUCCAGUCUCUCUACCCUUCACGCAGUGCUUCAUCAUACUCCCGCCAGCAGCGAGAGUGGUAGUGCCAAGCCUGGUAGUGCCGCCAGCAGCCCUAGAGCGUCUGCUGCCUGCGGCCUUGAGAAGGGUGGCGUCAGCGAGGAUGCGAGAGCCCUGAGAAUGUUGGAUCGCAAGUUCUGCAUCUAG